AUGUUUGUAACAAGGGGACUUAUACAUCAUAAGUAUGCAGCGCCUCACGGACCGAAGCUGCAGGCGCUGAAGGAAGCCAUAACGUCAAAACUGAAUCCGAUCUGCUUCUACGUCAAAAAUGACCCAAAUUACUCAACAUACGUACAAGAUGAGCAUUUUUACGGAAUCCUGUGCUCGCCUCUAUUCGAAGGGAAAACGUACUCGGAAAUGAACGAAAUGGUCAACGGAGUCUUAGAACCACUAAAAACUGAAAAGACAUAUUCGCCUACGGUGGAAUUUAGAUCGAUAACUGAAAGAAUGAAGCUAAUGGCCAGUAUCUUUUUGAAAAUAGAACAAAUUCAGAUUUAA
This is a messenger RNA of Theileria orientalis strain Shintoku, 348 nucleotides long. RefSeq lists its product as hypothetical. Bases 1 to 348 code for a protein of 115 amino acids. The record is from RefSeq and is a predicted model, not a curated record. The transcript is spliced from 4 exons. NCBI's taxonomy places the organism in Eukaryota, Apicomplexa, Aconoidasida, Piroplasmida, Theileriidae.